Messenger RNA from Pelobates cultripes (western spadefoot toad), 1539 nucleotides. The record is from the annotation of a GenBank genome assembly. NCBI's taxonomy places the organism in Eukaryota, Metazoa, Chordata, Amphibia, Anura, Pelobatidae.
AUGUACAGUGGCUUAGACAUCGUGUACAAUAACUCUGGCAUUGUAUACAGCGUUUCAGACAUUAUGUACAGUGGCUUAGACAUCGUGUACAAUAACUCUGGCAUUGAAUACAGCGUUUCAGACAUUAUGUACAGUGUUUUAGACAUCGUGUACAAUAACUCUGGCAUUGUAUACAGCAUUUCAGACAUUAUGUACAGUGGCUUAGACAUCGUGUACAAUAACUCUGGCAUUGUAUACAGCGUUUCAGACAUUAUAUACAGUGUCUUAGACAUCGUGUACAAUAACUCUGGCAUUGAAUACAGCGUUUCAGACAUUAUGUACAGUGUUUUAGACAUCGUGUACAAUAACUCUUGCAUUGUAUACAGCGUUUCAGACAUUAUGUACAGUGGCUUAGACAUCGUGUACAAUAACUCUGGCAUUGAAUACAGCGUUUCAGACAUUAUGUACAGUGUUUUAGACAUCGUGUACAAUAACUCUUGCAUUGUAUACAGCGUUUCAGACAUUAUGUACAGUGGCUUAGACAUCGUGUACAAUAACUCUGGCAUUGUAUACAGCGUUUCAGACAUUAUGUACACUGUCUUAGACAUCGUGUACAAUAACUCUGGCAUUGUAUACAGCGUUUCAGACAUUAUGUACAGUGGCUUAGACAUCGUGUACAAUAACUCUGGCAUUGUAUACAGCGUUUCAGACAUUAUGUACAGUGUUUUAGACAUCGUGUACAAUAACUCUGACAUUGUAUACAGCGUUUCAGACAUUAUGUACAGUGGCUUAGACAUCGUGUACAAUAACUCUGGCAUUGUAUACAGCGUUUCAGACAUUAUGUACAGUGGCUUAGACAUCGUGUACAAUAACUCUGGCAUUGAAUACAGCGUUUCAUACAUUAUGUACAGUGUUUUAGACAUCGUGUACAAUAACUCUGGCAUUGUAUACAGCGUUUCAGACAUUAUGUACAGUGGCUUAGACAUCGUGUACAAUAACUCUGGCAUUGUAUACAGCGUUUCAGACAUUAUGUACAGUGUCUUAGACAUCGUGUACAAUAACUCUGGCAUUGAAUACAGCGUUUCAGACAUUAUGUACAGUGUCUUAGACAUCGUGUACAAUAACUCUUGCAUUGUAUACAGCGUUUCAGACAUUAUGUACAGUGGCUUAGACAUCGUGUACAAUAACUCUGGCAUUGUAUACAGCGUUUCAGACAUUAUGUACACUGUCUUAGACAUCGUGUACAAUAACUCUGGCAUUGUAUACAGCGUUUCAGACAUUAUGUACAGUGGCUUAGACAUCGUGUACAAUAACUCUGGCAUUGUAUACAGCGUUUCAGACAUUAUGUACAGUGGCUUAGACAUCGUGUACAAUAACUCUGGCAUUGUACACAGCGUUUCAGACAUUAUGUACAGUGGCUUAGACAUCGUGUACAAUAACUCUGGCAUUGUACACAGCGUUUCAGACAUUAUGUACAGUGGCUUAGACAUCGUGUACAAUAACUCUGGCAUUGUACACAGCUUCAGACAUUAUGUACAGUUAGACAUUCGUGUACAAUAA